Molecule: messenger RNA, 1794 nt
Organism: Manis javanica (Malayan pangolin)
Lineage: Eukaryota; Metazoa; Chordata; Mammalia; Pholidota; Manidae
Source: RefSeq, a predicted model, not a curated record
UUAUUAAAGCUCUAGGCUUUUGGUUUAAAUUACUUAUUUUCUUUAUCCAGAUACAAAGAACUGAUGCCACAUGAUUUGUCUCGGGCAGCACUUUCGGGUUUGUUGCAUCGGACAAGUGUCCCCAGGGAAGUAGUUGAUUAUAUCAUCUUUGGAACAGUUAUACAGGAAGUGAAAACAAGCAAUGUGGCCAGAGAGGCUGCUCUUGGAGCUGGCUUCUCUGAUAAGACCCCUGCUCACACUGUCACCAUGGCUUGCAUCUCUUCUAACCAGGCCAUGACCACAGGUGUCGGCUUGAUUGCUUCUGGCCAGUCUGAUGUGGUUGUGGCAGGUGGUGUAGAGCUAAUGUCUGACAUCCCUAUUCGUCAUUCAAGGAAAAUGCGGAAAAUGAUGCUUGAUCUCAAUAAAGCCAAGACUCUGGGUCAACGACUGUCUUUACUUUCUAAAUUCAGAUUGAAUUUCCUGUCACCGGAGCUCCCUGCUGUGGCCGAGUUCUCCACCAGUGAGACCAUGGGCCACUCUGCAGACCGUCUGGCUGCCGCCUUUGCUGUUUCACGGCAGGAACAGGAUGAGUAUGCACUGCGCUCGCACAGCCUGGCCAAGAAGGCACAGGAUGAAGGACUCCUUUCCGAUGUUGUGCCCUUCAAAGUACCAGGAAAAGACACAGUUACCAAGGAUAAUGGCAUUCGUCCUUCCUCCCUAGAGCAGAUGGCCAAACUUAAGCCUGCAUUCAUCAAGCCAUAUGGUACAGUGACAGCUGCAAACUCUUCUUUCCUGACUGAUGGUGCAUCUGCAGUGCUGAUAAUGGCAGAGGAAAAGGCGCUGGCCCUAGGUUAUAAGCCAAAGGCGUAUUUGAGGGAUUUUGUAUAUGUGUCUCAAGAUCCAAAAGAUCAGCUUUUACUUGGACCAACAUAUGCUACUCCAAAAGUUCUGGAAAAGGCAGGAUUAACAAUGAAUGACAUUGAUGCUUUUGAAUUUCAUGAAGCCUUCUCAGGUCAGAUUUUGGCUAAUUUGAAAGCCAUGGAUUCUGAUUGGUUUGCACAAAACUACAUGGGUAGAAAAACCAAGGUUGGAUUGCCUCUUUUGGAGAAGUUUAACAACUGGGGUGGAUCACUGUCCUUGGGCCACCCAUUUGGAGCCACUGGCUGUCGGCUGGUCAUGGCAGCUGCCAACAGGUUACGGAAGGAAGGAGGCCAAUAUGGCUUAGUGGCUGCCUGUGCAGCUGGAGGGCAGGGCCAUGCUAUGAUAGUAGAAGCUUAUCCAAAAUAAUAGAUCAAGAAGAGGCAACCUGAAUUUCUGUGUAACAUUCACGCUAGGCAAUGCCAUAUCGGUGCAAUACUAAAGGAGAUCUAUAGUUUCUAGCUCCUCUGAGGAAAACAAAUUUAUGGCCUUCUGGUAAACACUCUGCAGUAGCUUUGCUGGUGUUCUGAGCUUUCCAAUAAUCACAGCUUACUGCUUUCAGGGAUUUCUUAGUCACCGGAAUCUCACCCAGUGAUACGCUGAAGCAAUCGCUUUUGGUCUCUCUUUUCAUUAAAGGCUUAGUGAGUGGUUGCAGCUUGGGAAAGAAGUUAAUUAGAUUUGGAAUCAUCUUUGUAACAUUUGCAAAUUAUGCUCAUUCCUAUUUAUUACCUAAAGAUAAGUGUUUUCUAGAAAAUACACACCAGUGUGCCUACAUGAACUUAAGUAUGGAAAGAUAAUUUAGAAUCUAAACAUCACUGAAAACUUAACAGUAAAUGUUUAGAUACAUAAAUACCAUGUUUGUUAACAUUAAUAAAAUGGAAAAGUAUUGGAGAACUA